Closterium sp. Naga37s-1 is the source of this 687-nucleotide messenger RNA. The record is from the annotation of a GenBank genome assembly. Lineage: Eukaryota; Viridiplantae; Streptophyta; Zygnematophyceae; Desmidiales; Closteriaceae.
AUGCUGUGCAGAGUGGGUCCCUGUGGCCCUCUUCCCUCAAACCCUCCCUCUCUUUAUCCAUCAAUGUUCCCCCAAACCACCAGGUGUUGUGCAACGUGGGUGGGUCUAUGCAUCUCGUUGCGCAACCUGCAGUCAGUGCAAGGGGUUGUUCAUUCACCCCUUUUAUUCAUACCCCCCUUCGACUCAUACCUUGCCAUUUCCCCUGUCCCACACCAGGUGUUUUGCAACGUGGGUGGGUCUAUGCAUCUCGCUGCAGGACCUGCAGUGCUGCAAAAUGUGGGUCUCCACAUCUCGCUGCACGACCUGCAAUUAGUGUUGCGUAACGUGGGUCUCUGCAUUUCGCUGCACGACCUGCAGUCAGUGCAAGGGGGGUUCAUCUACCCCCCUUGGACUCGUACCUCUUUUUCUUGCCAUUUCCCCUGUUCCGCAUCAGGUGCUGCAAAACGUGGGUCUCUACAUCUCGCUGCACGACCUGCAGUGCUGCAAAAUGUGGGUCUCCACAUCUCGCUGCACGACCUGCAAUUAGUGUUGCGUAACGUGGGUCUCUGCAUUUCACUGCAUGACCUGCAGUCAGUGGAAGGGGGGUUCAUUUUCCCUUCCGACCCUGGCCCGCAUUUCACUGCCCUCUCCUCCACACCACUCUCACACUCACUUUCUCCCCUCACUUACUCCCCCGUCCCUGCCUGA